This is a messenger RNA of Rotaria socialis, 1602 nucleotides long. NCBI's taxonomy places the organism in Eukaryota, Metazoa, Rotifera, Eurotatoria, Philodinida, Philodinidae. The record is from the annotation of a GenBank genome assembly.
AUGGAUCGCAUUCGUUGGAGUGAGAAGUCGAUGCCAUUCGGAAGUAUUGUGAACAAUCCGAAUAUAACAAAACCUGUGCUUGUGCUUAUUGGUAAUAAGCCUAUUGUGGUAGGAGAAAAAAUCAGUGGUGAAUUUAUAACGGCAUCACCAUGUAAAGUAUCUGGUGAUCGAUUUGAUGUGUUAGAACAAGAAAUUGUUUUAUCAAGCAAACAUACAGGUCUAUGGAGAGUAAUAUCAAGAGCAACAACUCAAAAAGAAGGUCAUAUUCAUCGUUUAACGACGAAAGACAUUGAAAGCGUUCACAAACAAGAUAGUCUCAAUAAACGUGACACUCCUCGUUCAUAUAUUUCUAUACGAGAGAUUGAAGCAUUUGAAUUGAUUGCUCGUAGUAACAGCGCAGCUGUUGCUAGCGGCAAGCAAAUAGAGCGACGUUUGAAACCAAUUGAAGAGAAUGUUGAAUUUGAAAUUACUGAUGCCACUGAAGUUGAAUAUACGCCAUCCGAAGGCGAACGUACAUCACAAGAUUAUGUAACUCAACCGAAAACUAAACAGCCACUACUUCUAUCACUUCUUCUACCCGGUGUUGUUGAACAUGAACAAGUGAUACGUAAUCGUGUUUUGCGAGCACUCCAUUGUGUCACUAAAGGUGAAACUCGUAAACGGCACUUUCUUGUUGAAAUUAAUGAACUACCGUGUGAAAUUCGUCCGGUUGCAUCAGAAGGAUCAGCUGAACUACGUUAUAUUCAUUCGACACAAAAUCUAUUUGAUUAUAUAUUAAAUCAUGGAAAUGAUACAAUACUUUAUGUUAAAUUACUUCGAGGCGAUCCACCAAUGAAAGCCGUUGAAUUCGAUGGCUAUAUGGUUUUAAAAAGUAUAAUAAGCGGUGAUAAAAUACCUAUAUGUCGUGUUGAAGAUCUUGAAAUAACACUUGUUAAUCCUGAUCUUCCUGUCAAAGUUCGAUUACCACCAAGAGGCGAAUAUUCAUGGCAUGACUUGCCCGAAGUUCGUGCAGCUGAAGUUCAAUGUGUGCAAUUAUCGCUUGCUUUAUUUGCUCGACAUGAAUCUGAAAUGUAUAUUGCAACAGAAAGACAAAAAAGUAGAAAACAAAGUUAUUCAGAGCCCACCUAUAAUCAAACAUUAAGAACAAGUAAUUCUCAUAAAUCCUUCAACGCAGUGAAAAAACAUCGUGAAGAAUGUGAAAAAGUUUUUGGGAAUAAUAAUAGUAGUAGUAGUAGUAGCUAUGGUACAAAAACAAGAACGUCAGCUAAAGACGAUAGAUAUACACAACAAGCACCAAUUAGCAAUCAAACGCUUUUCAAUGGAAUGGUUCAUAGAUAUGAUGCUGUACAGCCGCGUGAAUGUUCAUCUGCUCAAAACAAAACACAUUCAGUGUUGCCAUAUCAUGAUCGUGGUAAAUACAGUCGAACAGGUACUGAACACGAAAAAUUAGAUAAACGCUACGACGAGCAAGAUUCAUAUGAUCAUAUUCAACGUACGACCAUAGAAGAAAAUCCAAUACAUGCUAAGUCAAACAAAAAUAAAAGCAGAACCUCUGCGAAUGCUAAGGAAGAAAAAAUUUCCGUUUAUAAUAAGCACCAAUAA